UUAAUAUAUAAUAACAAUUAAUAAUAAAGUAAAAUAUAUAAAACAAAUCAUUAUACAUUAAUAAUAUCGAAUAAGAAACAUAACCAAUGACAUUAUCGAUUUACACAAUAUAUAACAUUAAAAUGUAAAUAUCUUUUAAAGUUUUGUAAUAGAUAUAAAUUGAUAUAACUUAUUUCACGUUUGUAAUAGAUAUAGAUUGUUUAUACCAUAUUACACGUUUCUAUUUUAUCUUGCUGGUAGAAUGUUAACAAGACAAUUUGCUCUUUUCAUAUGAAAAAUAACAUUCUAUAAUUUUUAAUCUAAGCAAAAUUCAUUGAAAAGCCAAGCGUUCCUCACCAUGUCUCUGUUUUGUCUACAGCUCUUCACAACUCAUGGAAAGCUUGCAUCUUCCAAACAUAAAAUGGAUUUGCCCGACCGCUCCUACGCGUCCUGUUUCAAGUCUUGGUGGAUUUACCUGCACUGCAUGUAAUAUUUAUUGGCUUUAUUCUAGGUUCACCGACCAAUAAUAUUUUAUUAUUUCAAGUUUGAAAAAAAGUAAACAAAAUAUUGUCAAGUUAUAUAAUGUUUUUAAAAUAAAAAGGUAAAAAAAAAUAGUAGUUACAAAAGUUUUUAUAAGGGCAAUUCUUUCAAAUAGUUUUUAAAAGUUUUUGUCACAAAAAUAACCCUAAAAAAAGACAAAAAUAGCCACUUUUUAUUUUUAACUUUUUAAUAUUUAUUCUUUAUUUUUUUAAAUUUGAAACUAUAUCCCCAAAACUCCACUCGUUAACUCUAAUUCCUAAGUCUAUAUUAGUUAAUCCUAGGGUAAAAAUAUAUUUUACAUUUUAAUAAAAAUUUAUUUUGAUCAUUUUUUUUUUAUUUUGAGCUAUUUUUGUUAAAAUAAACUAAAAAAAUUAUCCUAGGAAAUUUUUCUGUAUUAUAUAAUAUGCGUUACUAAAACGUUUCAAUUUCUAAAUCUUCUAAAAACCGAGCUUCCGCUUGCACAUAUCUGUUUCGAUUCCAUGCAACAUAUAUAGGUUUCAUGAUUGCUAGAUAAGAUUUAGUAAAUUAUGUUAUUUAUACACGUUAUAAUUCAGUUGCUUAAUUGUAAUAGCCAACCAUAAAGUUAAACCGUUUUCGUUUAUAGGAAAAGAUUCAUCGUAUUUUUUUAAAUAUGAUUCUGUAAUCAACUUUUCUAGUAUUAUAUAAACUUUAUAAAAUAUUUGUUUUACCAAUAUUUUUGACUGGAUUCAGGUUUAGCGCGCCUCAUUUCAGUUAGCUAUAGUUUCCGAUCUAUAAAUUAUACAUGUUUUACUUCAUUCAGGUUAGCAGAUAAUAUUUAUUUAUAUUUCAUUGAUGUAAGACUAUAUGCUAUUGAAUAUCUAAAUUAAUCACGUUAACUUUAUAAUGAGGUAACUUCUUCUCCAAGAAGUCCACAGACUUCUCCAUCACCUACCUAAAGAAACAGCGCGUAGGUGGUCAUCAGAAGCGAGAGAUUCUUGGGUCAAAAUCCAGACUUGAGGAGCUUCAGAGGAGAGGAUACGAGAUGGAUAGAGUUGCGUUCCGAACGUUAUUGUAACUUGAAAGCUCAAAGAAGUUAUAUAUGCUGAUGGAGCAUAAAAGCAUGUUGAGGCUUGAUUCUCCUAAUGUUUCGCUUGAGCCGUUACAAGCUCUCUUGCAUGGCUACAAUAUGAUUUAGCAUGAUUGAGAGAGGCCUUUGAGACCGGUUUGCGUAAAAAUAAAGAAGACACCGUUACAACUAAAUACAUAGAGACAUGAUUAAGGGCAUCUCUAAAACGUAUUAAAACUAAUUUAAUUUUUCGGGUCAUCAUAAGCCCAUUAGGAGAAAAACGGUGGCCAAGCUGACUUAAUCACCAAGGCAGAGCAGAGCCAGAGAAAGAAACCCUAAUUGAUGAUUGGAACAAUGAAGACAAUUUUCGAUCUUCCAGAGGAUUUGGUAGAGGAUGAGAUACUCUCUAGGGUGCCGAUGACAUCUCUGAGAUCAGUGCGAUCAACCUGCAAAAAGUGGAACACUUUAUGUAAAAAUCGGAUCUUUUUGGGUGAAAGAGCAAAGAAUCAGUUCUUGAUGAUGGACUCGAGGAGCAUUUGUUUGAUAAACUUCAAUCUCUGCAAAGAUGACGGUGACCCAUCUAUAAAACAAGUAAGCGUACUUGAUCAAAUCAAGAUAUCUAAGGUGUUUCAGUGUGAUGGCUUGUUGCUAUGCUUCCUUAAGGAUUACUCUAGGCUUGUGGUAUGGAACCCUUACUUAGGGAAAACGAGGUGGAUCGAACCCAGACACAGUUUCCAACGUGGAGACAGCUUUUCUCUCGGAUACGACAACAACAACCUUAACCACAAGAUCCUGAGGAUAUUCGACAAGAUUCAUCCAGUUACAGAUAGAAACGUUUUAGGGUUGGAACUCUACGAUUUUAGCUCGAGUUCUUGGAAGGUUCUUGAUGCCACUCAAGACUGGCAGAUACGGUCUCAUCGACACAGCGUGUCUUUGAAAGGAAACGCUUAUUUUACCACGAGUGUUGAAGGUUUCUUCGUCUGUUUUGAUUUCACAACAGAGAGCUUCGCACCUCUUCUGCCUCUGCCGCCAUUUCAUUCUUACUGUGGAUUACAUUUCACGUCUUUCUCUUGUGUUAGACAAGACGAUCUCACUGUGUUGUAUCAACACUGGGAGUCACCUAAGACGAUCGAGAUUAGUGUUACGGAUAAGAUUGGUCCUGUUGUUGUAUCAUGGACAAAGUUUUUGAAAGUGGACUUUGGCUAUUGGUUUGAGCCUUGCUCUGGGAGAUUUCUCGUUGACGGGGAGAAGAAAAUUGCUAUGGUUUUCGUUCUAGAAAGGGCCAAGGCAUGUUGGUACCAAACUGCUCACGUCUUCGGACAAGAUGGAUACUUCAAAUCUGUGAGAAUCCGAGAAGCUCCCUAUCUUUGGAAUGAUUUUUAUCCUCAUAAGAUAUAUUGUGCCCCACUGUUGUGCUCUUCAUAUCUUCCAAGCUUAGUACAACUCAACCAACAAGUGUAAUGGAAAGAGAAUGUGAAGUACAUUGCAUCAUCUUCUUUCUGUUUUGUCUUUUUGUAACAUCCCGAGUUGUGAUAUGUGAAAAA
This is a messenger RNA of Brassica rapa (field mustard), 3090 nucleotides long. Its product is annotated as F-box/kelch-repeat protein At3g13680-like. Lineage: Eukaryota; Viridiplantae; Streptophyta; Magnoliopsida; Brassicales; Brassicaceae. Gene Ontology annotation, molecular function: protein binding. The record is from RefSeq and is a predicted model, not a curated record.